AUGCUGCAUCACAGAAGCUUCAAGCCCGCAAAGUGCAAAACCGCAUUGAAGCUUGCGGUUUCACGGAUAAAGCUUUUGAGGAAUCAGAGAGAAGGCCGUGUGAAGAAGCUUAGGAGGGAAUUGGGCCAGUUGCUUUCCUCUGGCCAUAACCUCAAAGCUAGAGUCCAAGUUGAACAUUUAGUAACGGAAGAGAAGAUGAUGGCAGCAUAUGAUCUUAUUGAGAUAUACUGUGAACUUAUAGCAGCACGCUUGCCGAUGAUUCAAUCACAAAGAAACUGCCCCAUUGAUUCGAAGGAAGCAAUUUCAAGUGUAAUAUUUGCAUCUCCAAGAUGUUUAGAGAUACCUGAGCUUGUGGAUGUAAGGAUGCAUAUUAUGGCUAAGUAUGGAAGACAAUUUGUCUCCGCAGCUGUUGAAUUACGCCCUGACUGUGGUGUAAAUCGUUUGUUGGUUGAGAAAUUGUCUACCAAAGCAGCCGAUGGUCCAACAAAGAUCAAAAUACUGACAGCAAUUGCUGAGGAACAUAAUGUCAUGUGGCAACCGUCAUUAGAAGAAAAUGAUAUGAAGUCAUCUCAAGAUUUGCUGGCUGGAGCAAAUACUUUUGAUAAGACUACUUAUGUGGAACCUCCACAACUCUAUGUUCCACCUGCUGGAGCUGAAAAAGACCCUCCCAAUUUACGUGCUUCUUAUCAACUUACUGAAAUGCACGAUAUAUCUAUGAAUUCUUAUGACCAAAAUGCAAGUUUAGCUUCUUCAGGAACUGAAAUCCAAGAAAUGAAUUUUAAAGACAUUUAUCUUAAAAACACGAGUGUUUUUCAAAUGGGUAGACAGAGCUGGAGUAUGGAAUUCAAGGAUGCUGCUUCAGCAGCGCAUGCAGCUGCAGAAUCAGCAGAACGUGCAAGCAUGGCAGCAAGAGCUGCUGCAGGACUUUCUAACCUAGAAAAGUUAACAAGACAGUAUUCAAGUGGAUGGCACAGUUCUUCUGGAAGCGGGUUAGAAGGUGUUAACAAGGCUUCUAAGAUUCCUGGUGCAGGACUUGGAUGGAAGCCUUCAAGGGUUUCUUAUGAGAUUAAAGAUCAGAAGGCAACAUCAAUGGAUAAUUGGGCAAGUUCUGAGCAUGGAUCAUCGGAACAUGCAGCAUCUAAGCCAAGUUCAGAACCUAAAAGGUUCUCGAGUGAGGAAACUGUUGUAACAUCAUCUGCAAGGGUGCAAACUUCGAUUUCCCUUCCUAAAACAACGAUAACAGAUAAGGAAGAGGCUUCAAAAUCUUUGAAUUCUAAUAAAGAUGUUCCCACUAAGGAGAAGGCCAGUCAAUGCAGUCAUGUUCAUCCAAAGCUACCUGAUUAUGAUACCUUCGCUGCCCAAUUUCUGUCUCUUAAGAAGGGUCAUCUAUAA
This is a messenger RNA of Abrus precatorius (Indian licorice), 1392 nucleotides long. RefSeq lists its product as uncharacterized. The transcript has 7 exons. Gene Ontology annotation, biological process: protein transport. Bases 1 to 1392 code for a protein of 463 amino acids. NCBI's taxonomy places the organism in Eukaryota, Viridiplantae, Streptophyta, Magnoliopsida, Fabales, Fabaceae. The record is from RefSeq and is a predicted model, not a curated record.